Acanthoscelides obtectus is the source of this 3114-nucleotide messenger RNA. Lineage: Eukaryota; Metazoa; Arthropoda; Insecta; Coleoptera; Chrysomelidae. The record is from the annotation of a GenBank genome assembly.
AUGAUCUUCCUGAUACCGCCUUUCUUUUUAGACACGAUAUACUUCGACGUGGGUACGAAGAAUCCAAAAAUCAUAGUCGACAAUCACGACUUUAACAUGGCGAGGAAAACGGAUUCAAAGACGAUGUGGAUCUGUGCUGGGUACUUUAAAACUAAGUGCAGGGCUAGAGCUACUACAAGAACGAUCUAUUUUGAAGCAGGUACCAAGAACCCGAAGAUCAUCGUCGACGAUCACGAUUUUUAUCUAGAGAGCAGCAGACCCACCAAGAGUACGUGGUUCUGCUGCAUGAACUACAAGACCAAAUGCAAGGUGCGAGUUUCGACCUCUGGCACAUACGUUGUGGUCAACGGGGUCCACAAUCAUCUUCCCAGGAAGAGGGUCAAUGCCAAGUACAGAUCUAAGGAAGUGACUAUCGUCAGGGCCAGUUAAAGAAGCGAAAAGGACGCCUCUAAAUGGACUUUUCACAUAGAAACCCUCAAUCAUGAUACCAGCGCUAAAUGGAGAAACAUCUCAUGUUCAAAGGGCACGAUAGUAGGUCGCUUGACCUUGAAAGAACCUCUAGGUGUCAUUUUACCCAGGUUAAUCAAAGCUUGGAACAUGCAUUUUUUUCAACUUUCAGUGCUGGGAUGAAAAUUGAGGGUGUCCAUGCGAGAAAAUCAAUUUGACCUUGAAUAGUCCUUCAAAGUUUACUAGAAGACAUUUCAAUGUCAAUUCUUGCUCUCUCAUGGAAACCCUCAAUUUUGAUCCCAGCGCUGAAAAAGGAGAAACAUGUCAUGUUCAAAGGUCGCGAAAAUAGGUCGUUCGACCUUGAAAGAACCUCUAGGUGCCAUUUUACCCAUGUUAAUUGACGCUUUGAACUUGCAUUUUUUCAAAUUUCAGUGCUGGGAUCAAAAUUGAGGGUUUCCAUGUGAAAAACUCAAUUUGACCUUGAAUUGUCCUUCAAGGUUUACUAGAAGAUGUUUCAAGGUCAAUUUUUGCUCUAUCAUGAGAUUUUUUUUAUGGAAUGUUGUGAAACAGCGGAUAGAUGGAAAAAGGAGAAUAUUAAAGUAGAACUUUUAAUGCGAAAAUCGCAGAACACCCAGCCACACAUCUGAUGGUUACCUUCAAUCUGGUCUUGUCUGUGACCUUGUUCAAUUCAAGGUCGACUUCAUCUUUUCACAUGGAAACCCUCAAUUUUGAUCCCAGCGCUAAAAAUGGAGAAGCAUGUCAUGUUCAAAUGUCACGAAAAUAGGUCGUUUGACCUUGAAAGAAAGAACCCGAAGAUCAUCGUCGACGAUCACGAUUUUUAUCUAGAGAGCAGCAGACCCACCAAGAGUACGUGGUUCUGCUGCAUGGACUACAAGACCAAAUGCAAGGUGCGAGUUUCGACCUCUGGCACAUACUUUGUGGUCAACGGGAUCCACAAUCAUCUUCCCAGGAAGAGGGUCAAUGCCAAGUACAGAUCUAAGGAAGUGAUUAUCGUCAGGGUCAGUUAAAGAAGCGAAAAGGACGCCUCUAAAUGGACUUUUCACAUGGAAACCCUCAAUUUUGAUCCCAGCGCUAAAUGGAGAAACAUCUCAUGUUCAAAGGGCACGAAAAUAGGUCGUUCGACCUUGAAAGAACCUCUAGGUGUCAUUUUACCCAGGUUGAUCAAAGCUUUGAACAUGCAUUUUUUUUCAACGUUCAGUGCUGGGAUGAAAAUUGAGGGUUUCCAUGCGAAAAAAUCAAUUUGACCUUGAAUAGUCCUUCAAAGUUUACUAGAAGACAUUUCAAUGUCAAUUCUUGCUCUCUCAUGGAAACCCUCAAUUUUGAUCCCAGCGCUGAAAAAGGAGAAACAUGUCAUGUUCAAAGGUCGCGAAAAUAGGUCGUUCGACCUUGAAAGAACCUCUAGGUGUCAUUUUAUCCAGGUUAAUUGACGCUUUGAACUUGCAUUUCUUCAACUUUCGGUGCUGCGAUCAAAAUUGAGGGUUUCCAUGCGAAAAAAUCAAUUUGACCUUAAAUUGUCCUUCAAGUUUUACUAGAGGUUGUUUCAAGGUCAAUUUUUGCUCUAUCAUGAGAUUUUUUUUAUGGAAUGUUGUGAAACAGCGGAUAGAUGGAAAAAGGAGAAUAUUAAAGUAGAACUUUUAAUGCGAAAAUCGCAGAAGACCCAGCCACACAUCUGAUGGUUACCGUCAUUCUGGUCUUGUCUGUGACCUUGUUCAAUUAAAGGUCGACUUCAUUUUUUCACAUGGAAACCCUCAAUUUUGAUCCCAGCGCUAAAAAUGGAGAAACAUGUCAUGUUCAAAUGUCACGAAAAUAGGUCGUUCGACCUUGAAAGAACCUCUAGGUGCUAUUUUACCCAGGUUAAUUGACGCUUUGAACUUGCAUCUUUUCAACUUUCAGUGCUGGGAUCAAAAUUGAGGGUUUCCAUGCGAAAAAAUCAAUUUGACCUUGAAUUGUCCUUCAAGGUUUACUAGAGGAUCUUUCAAGGUCAAUUUUUGCUCUAUCAUGAGAUUUUUUUAUGGAAUGUUGUGAAACAGCGGAUAGAUGGAAAAAGGAGAAUAUUAAAGUAGAACUUUUAAUGCGAAAAUCGCAGAACAUCCAGCAACACAUCUGAUGGUUACCUUCAUUCUGGUCUUGUCUGUGACCUUGUUCAAUUCAAGGUCGACUUCAUUUUUUCACAUGGAAACCCUCAAUUUUGAUCCCAGCGCUAAAAAUGGAGAAACACGUCAUGUUCAAAUGUCACGAAAAUAGGUCGUUUGACCUUGAAAGAAAGAACCCGAAGAUCAUCGUCGACGAUCACGAUUUUUAUCUAGAGAGCAGCAGACCCACCAAGAGUACGUGGUUCUGCUGCAUGAUCUACAAGACCAAAUGCAAGGUGCGAGUUUCGACCUCUGGCACAUACGUUGUGGUCAACGGGGUCCACAAUCAUCUUCCCAGGAAGAGGGUCAAUGCCAAGUACAGAUCUAAGGAAGUGACUAUCGUCAGGGCCAGUUAAAGCGAAAAGAACGCCUCUAAAUGGACUUUAAAAACUCGUACUAGCUUUGCUGUCAAAAACUGCGCAGACUAUUUAUAUAUUUAUUGGUACCGUAUUGCUUAUAUUCUCAGAGCUUGAAAAUGUAAAAGCGACGUAUAAAACGCACAUAUGUCUUUUCA